AUGGGAUAUUUGACUCGUCUUCAAAUGGAUUUUAUAGAUAUGAGAAAUGUUCAAGAUGGAGAAUAUAAAUGGAUUCUUCACACAAUGAAUCAUUUUACCAAAUUCUCUUGUGCUUAUUCAUUAAAAUCCAAAGAAGUUAAAUCCGUUGCCGAUAAACUUCUACAGCAAUUUUAUUCAUUUGGAGCACCACGUAUUUUGCAAUCGGACAAUGGGAAAGAAUUUGUGGCCAAAGUUAUUAAGGAUUUAAAAACCAGUUGGACCAACCUCACUAUUAUUAACGGUCGGUCUCAGGAUCCUCAAACACACGCUUUCGUUCAACACAAUAGCCAAAUACUUAAGUUAGCUCUAUAUAAAUGGAUUCAAUUGAAUAACUGUAAAAAUUGGUCUAAAGGUUUGGCACAAAUCAUGUAUUCGAUUAACACCAGUUCAACACAGUCUAUCAAAACAACUCCAUACGAAGUACUCUUUGGUCCGAAAUCAAGAUAUGACAUCGACAUGUGGCAAGUUUUGUCGGCACAAAAUGUCGUCAAUGAAGAGGAUCUUCCACAAGAUGUUAUUGAUAAACUAAAAGAAUACGAAAAUCAAAUGAAUGUUGUUGAAACUCCAACGUCUUUGAAUAUCAAUAAUUCAUUGACUUCUCUGGAUUUAGUAUCUCAAAUAUCAUUAGAUUUAACACUGCCUACAGGAUUGUCAUCAAAAUUUCAUAUGUCUCCUCAAAUGAAAAACAAACAGAGAAGUGAACUGCUUGCCAACGAGCAAAUUGAAUCUAUUGAUACUGUCGAAUUAGCUCAUCUAUAUUAUUUACCAAAAGCUCAUAAACUUGGUACUCCUUUACGUCCAAUUAUAUCUGGUUUAAAACAUCCGACAAUUAAAAUUUCAAAAUUUCUUGAUGAUUUACUUCGACCAUUAUUUGAUCAAAUGGCAUUAAGUACUGCUGUCACUUCUGGUUUUGAUUUAGUAAAACAAUUACAAGAAUGGUCAAAAAACAAUUUUAAACAAAAUACAAUAUUUUGUACAAUUGAUGUCACAGACCUGUAUACUAUGGUACCACAAAUAGAAGGAGUGCUUUCUUUAAGAAAAAUGUUAAAUGAAUUAAAAGUAAAACAAGUUGGCAAACUAAAAAUUGAAACAAUAAUUAGAUUAAGUCGAUUUGUUAUGACAAAUAAUUACUUCUCUUAUAAUGGUCAAUUCUAUCAACAAGUAAGAGGAGGAGCUAUGGGUUCUCCUCUUACUCUAACUAUUUCCAAUUGUUAUAUGUACUUCUUCGAAAGACAGAUAGUCAAUCAAAUUCGAAAUAGUGGUGGACUUUACUUCAGAUAUAUUGAUGAUAUAUUUAUUACAAUCAACUGGCCUGUUCGACACUUACUGAAGCAAGUAGAUAGAUGGAAUAAAUUUGAUGAAAAUAUUAAUCUAUCUGCAAAUAUUGGUUCAACUGUCAAUUUCCUAGAUUUAAACAUAGAAAAUCAAGAUGGUCAAUUAUAUACGACAGUCUUCCAGAAGCCAUCGCAUGAACCUAAUUAUUUGCCAUUUAACAGUAUUCACCCAUUACACAUGAAGAAGAACAUUCCAUUUGCUAUGCUACUACGAGCUAUUCGAUAUUGUUCAACGUUCCAAUUGUUUCUAAAUGAACGUGAAAAAUUGAGAAUGGCUUUAUUACUUAAUAAAUAUCCAAAUAAAAUUAUCGAUGAACAAUUCAAUAAUAUGUUAUUAAAAUUCAAUGUCAACGAACCAUUAACCGUCAAUAAUUAUAUUAGAUACCGUCAAAUAGUUAUAAACUCUCCUAUUAAAGAGAAACAACUAGUAAAUUAUGAGAAGUCAAUAUUUGUCCACUUUACCUAUUGUUCAAGUAUGAAGACAUUUCCUAUUAAAUUUCAUACCUUAUGGGAGAAAUACUUCGACAAAUCUCCAAUAAAUGAAGUUACCCCCAUACUUGGCACAAGAAAUGUUGAUAAUCUACAAAGACGAUUAAUACAUACCAAAUCGAAAAAUUAA
Rotaria socialis is the source of this 1992-nucleotide messenger RNA. NCBI's taxonomy places the organism in Eukaryota, Metazoa, Rotifera, Eurotatoria, Philodinida, Philodinidae. The record is from the annotation of a GenBank genome assembly.